AUGCACAAUCAAUGCUGCUACUGCGAACUGUUGAACGCAGUGAAGGCUGCAUAUCGCCGCAAAAGACCGAUUCGAGAGGCCAUCCUUCACCACGACAACGCCAGGCUCCAUGCUACAGCUCUAACGGUAUCAAAACUAGAAGAAAUGCACUGGACUCAACUUGAUCAUCCUCCCUACAGCCCGUACUUAUCGCCUGCGAUUUUCAUUUGCUUGGGCCGCUUAAACAAGCUCUUAGAGCGCAACGAUGACGUAGAAGGAUUCGUGCACAGUUCAUUCUACGAUGUUGCGAUAAAUAAACCUUUCUUCUCGCUGGGAAAAUGUAUUUCUAAAGCAGAAAACUAUGUAGAAAAAUAA
Molecule: messenger RNA, 354 nt
Organism: Anoplophora glabripennis (Asian longhorned beetle)
Lineage: Eukaryota; Metazoa; Arthropoda; Insecta; Coleoptera; Cerambycidae
Product: histone-lysine N-methyltransferase SETMAR-like
Exons: 1
Coding region: 1-354 (117 amino acids)
Molecular function (GO): nucleic acid binding
Source: RefSeq, a predicted model, not a curated record